Messenger RNA from Grammomys surdaster, 2470 nucleotides. It is a transcript of the gene Zrsr2, whose product is annotated as zinc finger CCCH-type, RNA binding motif and serine/arginine rich 2. NCBI's taxonomy places the organism in Eukaryota, Metazoa, Chordata, Mammalia, Rodentia, Muridae. Gene Ontology annotation, molecular function: metal ion binding; pre-mRNA 3'-splice site binding. Gene Ontology annotation, biological process: mRNA splicing, via spliceosome. Bases 288 to 1925 code for a protein of 545 amino acids. Gene Ontology annotation, cellular component: spliceosomal complex; U2AF complex. The record is from RefSeq and is a predicted model, not a curated record. The transcript has 11 exons.
GUGGUAAGACGGCCGCCCGGACGCCCUGAGGAGCGGUGGUCCGUGUUUCCGGUGGUGGACGAGCUCUGGAGGCGGCUUCGGUGAGGUGACGUUUUCUCUGGCCACGGUGCCUGGUUUUCUAGCCGAGGGAGGAAACCACCCUCCUCCUUUCUCGGGUCUGCCGUGGUGGCUGCGGCGGCCUCUUUAAGGGUAUAUUUUCUCAGGCCGUAGAGCCUGGCUGACUAGCUGGGGAAGACAGCCCCCUCCUUCCGUCUCGGGCAGGUACCGGUGGCUGCGCUGAGUGGGCGAUGGAGCAACUGGGAGACGGCGACGGCAGUAUGGAGGCGGCGGGGCCUACGGCGGUUCCACCAAAACUCAGCCGUAAGAAGUACAUGGCUCUCCGGAAGAAGGAGAGACGCAAGAAACGACGGCAGGAGCUCGCUCGUCUGAGAGAUGCAGAAUUGUCACAGAAAGAGGAGGAAGAAGAUCCUCUUGCUGAAGAAAAACAAUUAGAAGAAGAAAGGUUGUUGGAGGAAGAAAGGCAAAGAUUACAUGAAGAAUGGUUACUGAGGGAAGAGAAGGCACAAGAAGAAUUCAGGGCAAAGAAGAAAAAAGAAGAGGCAGCUCGAAAACGGAAGGAAGAACUAGAGAGAAAGUUAAAGGCAGAAUGGGAAGAACAGCAGAGAAAAGAGCGAGAGGAAGAGGAGCAGAAACAACAAGAGAAGAGAGAAAGAGAGGAAGCUGUGCAGAAGAUGCUGGAUCAGGCUGAAAAUGAGUUGGAAAAUGGUGGCACCUGGCAGAACCCAGAACCGCCCAUGGAUAUAAGAGUACUGGAGAAAGAUCGAGCCAACUGUCCAUUCUACAGUAAAACGGGAGCUUGCAGAUUUGGAGAUAGGUGUUCUCGUAAACACAACUUCCCCACGUCAAGUCCCACCUUGCUGAUUAAGAGCAUGUUUACAACGUUUGGAAUGGAGCAGUGCAGGAGGGAUGACUAUGAUCCUGACUCAAGCUUAGAAUACAGUGAAGAAGAGACCUAUCAACAGUUCCUAGACUUCUAUUAUGAUGUCCUGCCCGAGUUCAAGAAUGUGGGAAAAGUGAUUCAGUUUAAGGUUAGCUGCAACUUGGAACCUCAUCUGAGGGGCAAUGUAUAUGUUCAGUACCAGUCGGAAGAAGAAUGUCAAGCAGCUUUUUCUGUUUUUAAUGGACGAUGGUAUGCAGGACGACAGCUUCAAUGUGAAUUCUGCCCAGUGACCCGGUGGAAAAUGGCAAUUUGUGGCUUAUUUGAAGUACAGCAGUGUCCAAGAGGAAAGCACUGCAACUUUCUUCACGUGUUCAGAAAUCCCAACAAUGAAUAUAGGGAAGCUAAUAGAGACAAAUACCUGUCUCCAGAUUGGACUAGCUCCUCCUUUGGUAAGAAUUCAGAGAGGAGGGAAAGGGCCAGUCACUAUGAUGAAUAUUAUGGCAGGUCAAGAAGAAGAAGGAGCUGGAGUCCGAACGUCUCCUACAGGAGAAAUGGUGAGUCUGACAGGAAGAGCAGUAGUAAUCGUAGGGUGAAGAAAUCUCACAAACAUGGAAUGAAGAGUCGUGAGAGGCGCAGUUCACCUAGUAUUAGAAGAAGAAAAAAGGAUCACAGUCCGAGCUCCUGGAGCCAGAACAGGAGGAGUGGCCUCAGCAGGAGUCGCAGUCGCAGUCGCAGUCGCAGUCGCAGUCGCAGUCGCAGUCGCAGUCGCAGUCGCAGCAGCCACAGCCGCAGCCAGAGCAGGGGCCGCAGCAGGAGCCGGAGCCGGGGCCGGGACCGGGGCCGGGGCCGGAACCGGAACCGGAACCGGGGCCGGAACCGGAGCAGGAGUUGGAGCCCCAGCCAUAGCCGGAGCUCAUCAAGGUCCAGAAGUCGUGGCAGGAAGAGGUCAGGUAGUAGACAAAACCACCUAGAGUCCCAAAUCUAAAUAAACUUGGUUGUUUUUUAAUAUCUCUGUCUUUAUGGCAGCUACUCACCUGUAUAGAUGAUGAUGCUAGCCAAAUGCUAUCAUGUAAAUCAUACUUUUUGAUAAAUUAUACACACACACAUAAAAUUACUUGUAACCCUAACCUUGAGAGCAUCGUUAAUGCUGGAGUGAUGCUUUAGUAUUUUUUUUUCCGCUUUCUGCCUGCAUGCCUGCUCCCGUCUCUACUUUUCUCCCCCUCCCUCCCUCCCUCCCUCCCUCCCUCCCUCCCUCCCUCUCUCUCUCUCUCUCUCUCUCUCUCUCUCUCUCUGUAUAAGUGUACCACAAGUGUCGUCAGAGGACAACUUUUAGGGGUCAGUUACACAAUGAGAUUCAGUGAUUGAACUGAGGUCAUGAAACUUUUACACCAAGGACCUUUACUCAGUGAGCCAUCUUCUCAGCCCACCUUUUUUCUUGUUAGGGGUCCACACCCUUUGUUUUUGCUUUAUGCAUAUGGGUGUUUUGCCUGCAUGUAAGUGUACCACUUGUGAGCCUAGUGCCCAUGGAGG